Molecule: messenger RNA, 3041 nt
Organism: Ceratitis capitata (Mediterranean fruit fly)
Lineage: Eukaryota; Metazoa; Arthropoda; Insecta; Diptera; Tephritidae
Gene: retm
Product: protein real-time
Exons: 8
Coding region: 603-2618 (671 amino acids)
Cellular component (GO): cytoplasm
Source: RefSeq, a predicted model, not a curated record
AGUUUUAAUUCAUUUCACUUAACAUUUGCUUUCUACCAGGCGAACGACGCGGACACAAAAAGUACUAGAAGAACAAGCGGUACGAAAAUAUAAAAUCUUGUAGCUACUUUUUGAAGUGUACUUCAUAAGUAGAAUACAUCAUUAUUUGAGUUUUCGUGAUUUUUUUUUUAUCCGAAAACGUUCCAAAAAAGUAAAAGUAAUCGAAAAUCUAUAAAAAGAUCAAAGUGAAAAGUAAAGCAGCGAAGUGAAUUUGUGUGCGACGACGAAAAGUGGAAAAUCUUAAUGCCUAAAGAAUACAAAAUGAAAAAAUAAAGAAAAAUAUAAUAACAAUUUACAACAAAGCAAACACGAUAAAAAGUGAACUACCUUCAGAAUACACAAUUAAAAGAGAAAAAACAAAAAGCACACACCCACUCGUACAGAAGUACAUAGUAAACAAAUAUAUAAACAAACAAACUAACAACGAAGCAGCUAAAAGUUUCAUAGUUAAAAACAACAAUAUCAACAAAAACAAUAUAAUAUAUUUUAAGCAUAAUUCUUUCACAAUUUUUGGACAACAAACUUAUAAUAACGGUGGAGAAAAGUAAAAGGCUACAACAAAAAUGGUGCAAAAAUUUCAAUCACCCGUCAGGGUCUACAAAUACCCAUUCGAGUUGGUUAUGAAGGCCUACGAAUGCCGCUUCCCGAAAUGUCCACAAAUGCCCAUUGUGCUUGAUUGCGAGAUCAUCAAAGACGAAGUGUUGGAGAAUGGCGCCAAGCGCAAUACGAGUCGACGGUGCAAGCUCGCCGUGGAUGCACCGUAUAUUUUCAAAAAAUUAAUAGGUGUAGACUUUGUAUAUUUCCUACAGCACAACUACCUCGAUCUGGCCAAUCGCACGUUGAAUAUUGAAGCUGUGAACGAAAGUUUUUCAUCGCGUAUUGAGAUAUUCGAACGUUGCCGAUAUUAUGCACAUCCCGACAAUCCGGAAUGGACCUGCUUCGAUCAAACCGCAACUUUGGAUAUUAAAAACUUUUUCGGUUUUGAACACUCAAUGGAAAAGAUGGGCAUGAAACAAUAUACACAAACAACCCUUAAGGGCAAAGAAAUCAUUGAGUUUUUCAUAAAUAAAUUAGAAUCAGAAGGUGUUACCGUAGUGGAACGUUGGAUGCCGCCAGCCGAUGCCCCGAGUACGCCGACCACACGCGAACCUAGCGAAGAACCAGCGCAACAGAACAACAUCAAGGAUGACGAACGGCGACGCUCGUCGCAUGAUGUACUACUGGAUGGUGAUUUUAUAGCGAAAAAUUUAGGCACACUCACCCCGAUGCAGGCGUCCAAAUUGCUGGAGCUGCGAAAAAUGCUGAAUGGUGACGAAGACUUGGAGGAAAUGCCAAGUUAUCAGACCAUACUGCGUUUCUUGACAGCACGCGAUUGGCAUGUGAGUCAAGCCUUCACUAUGCUCAAAGAUUCGCUCAAGUGGCGCAAAGAACAUAACAUUGAUUCACUCGUAAAAGAAUAUAAAGCGCCGGCGGUGGUAGUAAAUCACUUUCCAGGCGGUUGGCAUCAUCACGAUAAAGACGGACGGCCGAUUUAUAUACUACGUUUGGGGCACAUGGAUGUCAAGGGACUGCUGAAGUCAAUUGGCACUGAGGGUCUACUAAAGUUGACGCUACACAUUUGUGAGGAGGGCAUGGAGCGUAUAAAAGAAUCUGCUGAGAAGCUUGGACAACCUAUACUCAGUUGGUGUAUGCUGGUCGACCUCGAGGGUCUCUCAAUGCGGCACCUCUGGCGUCCGGGUGUUAAAGCUCUGCUCAAUAUCAUCGAAACUGUGGAACGCAAUUAUCCCGAAACGAUGGGUCGUGUAUUGGUAGUGCGUGCGCCGCGCGUCUUUCCCAUCGCUUGGACCAUUGUGAGCGCUUUUAUACAUGAAAACACACGCUCAAAAUUCUUAUUCUACGGCGGUCCUGAUUGUCUGCACAUGAAAGACGGUUUGGAGCAAUACAUCGAUUCCGAGAUUAUACCCGACUUUUUGGGUGGUCCAUGUAAGACACUCAUACAUGAAGGUGGACUUGUGCCAAAAACGCUAUAUAAAAUGAAUUCUCUCGAGGAGGAGGAUGAUGGAGAAGAGCAGGAGAAUAAGAAGGUGCUGGAAGCAGCCGGUGGCGCUUUGAUGCACGAACAUCGCAGUCUCUACAAGACUGUUGAACUGCGAACUGGUUACAUACACGAAGUUAUCAUACCCAAUCAGGAUCCGAAAAGUGUACUCACCUGGGAUUUUGAUGUAAUGCGAAGUGAUCUACAUUUUACUCUGUAUCGUGCGACAAAAGAGUUGCCGUCAAAAAUUGAUACCGCAGUUUCCAUAUUCGAUAUGAGCGAUUUUGUCGAGGGUGAGCACUAUUUCAAGGAGGAACCAACGCUCAUUUGCCGACACCGCGAGAGUGUGCAGGGUUCGCACGUAAUGCAUCACACGCACACCUACAUCAUGCAAUGGUUCAGUCCAUCGAGUGGCCCUGAAGGUCCAGCACAAUUAAACUUUUUCUACGAAGUACUCAGCUCGGCCAAUUACAAAGGUUCUAUGACUAGCCUCCAAUCUGGUUUCUCAUCAUCCUCGGCUGCCAGCUCCUGUCAGAGUCGAUGAUAUGAAGCGAAAAAUGGCGCUGCUUGUAGUAGUAGUGGUUGUGCGCCGGCAGCGGCUGCGCUGCUAACGACAAAUGGCAAUGGUGUGGUGGAUAAUCAACAUGAGCAGCACAAUGGCGAUGAAGAGGAGGUGCAUGAGCAUGGCAUAAUGGCGGCAAAUUCGUUGAUGGAGAAAUCCCUAAACUGAGUUGAGAGCGGCGAAGCGGAAAUACGAGUACAUGUGUAGGCUAAGAAAACAAAACAAUUAAUAAGUAGUAAUUUUCAAUAUAAGGAAAAUGAUUUAGUUAAGCAAACAAAUUGCACAACAUAAAUAUUUAUUAAAAAAAAAAAUAGUUUCCUAAAACUAUAAAGACGCUUCUACACAAAUAUGUAUUUAUUAAAUAAAACAAUAAACGAAAGGCGAAUGAUGCAAAUUAAUUUUAAA